GAUCUUCAAUCGCAGGUCCUUUUUUCAUUGUUUCGUUUUUUUCCGUCCAGUCGUUCUUUUCUGGGUGCUUAGGUUGAUCCUUUACACACAUAUACGAAUAUCUUCUUGUUCAUACCGACCGACUCGCGAAAAUGAAGGUCAACCCGGCUCCGCUACACUUGGCCCAGACCAUCAUCACGGGUCUCGUUAUCGUGUUUAGCAUUUGCAUCCUGGGUACUGCGGCGCACACACUCGAUGUGUACAACAAGCAACAUGCCUCGAACCCAUGGUGGGCGCCGCUGUGGUCCCAGCACUUCGACACGCACGGGACGAAAGCGCUGAUCGCAUCCGCGGUUGUUACGUUAGUCUUGUCAGGCGUGUUUCUGGUCAUGUCUGUUGUACCCAAGUUCGCCCUGCGCCAGAAAUACACUCUCCGCGCCCUCAUCUCCCUCGGCACGAUCCUGCCUUCCUUCCUCCUGACGCUCAUGACCGUCGUCUGGGCACACAUCCUCAACCGCAACGCCCCCGAGCUCGACACGAUCCAGACGUGGUCGUGCAGAUACGCCAACAGCGCGCCGGGCCCGCAGACGAGCAGUGUGCCGAGCCAUCUGAGCAACGAGAGCUUCAAGAGCGUGUGCCAGGAGGGCCGGUUCGCGCUGUACGGAACGCUGGUGGUGUUCUUGCUGUUGGGGGUUAGUAUGGUGGUUACGAUGGUGACGUGGUUGGCGGAUAAGUGGGCGGCGAGGCAGGCGAGGAAAGAGGGUGUCGAGACUAUCAGUAUGACGACUAAGGCGUGAGGUGGUGGGGUUUGGUGGUUGUGAGGAUGGAUUGUUGGAGGAAGAUGAGAUGUCCUAUCUGAAGGGGUGAAAGGUUUUUGGUCAUCCUGGGCAUGAGCUGAUAUCCGACUUUUCGCGGCGCACGGGUUUGGGAGCUCGGAUCUGAGCUGGCAUCAUGUGUGCAUACAUCGUGCGAUUCUUCUUCAUCGUCGAUGAUUCUUGUAAUGAAAACAAUUAAGUUCUCUUGCUCAGCG
Parastagonospora nodorum SN15 is the source of this 1009-nucleotide messenger RNA. RefSeq lists its product as hypothetical. Bases 132 to 776 code for a protein of 214 amino acids. The record is from RefSeq and is a predicted model, not a curated record. The transcript has 2 exons. NCBI's taxonomy places the organism in Eukaryota, Fungi, Ascomycota, Dothideomycetes, Pleosporales, Phaeosphaeriaceae.